AUGUGGGGAGCGCCGAGGGGCCAGCCCGGUCCCCCCUGCUUGCUGCUGCUGGCUCUGCACACAGGUCUGCUGGCAGGGGUGAACAUCACCAGCCCUGCAGCACUGGUGCGUGGCACAGCGGGCAAAGCGGCGCUGCUGUCGGUGCGCUAUGCCAGCGCCAGUGCCGACAAGCCCGUGGUCAAGUGGCAGCUGAAGCGAGACAAACCCGUCACCGUGGUCCAGUCCAUCGGCACCGAGAUCAUCGGCAACCUACGGCCUGACUACCGGGAUCGCAUCCGGGUGCUGGAGAACGGCUCCCUCCUCAUCAGCCCCUUGCAGCUGUCCGAUGAAGGGGCUUACGAGGUGGAGGUGUCCAUCACCGACGACACCUUCACUGGCGAGAAGACCAUCAACCUCACUGUGGACAUCCCCAUCUCGAAGCCUCAAGUGCUGGUGGCCUCCUCAACGGUGCUGGAGCUCAGUGAGUUCUUCACCCUCAACUGCUCCCACGAGAACGGCACGAAGCCCACCUACACCUGGCUGAAGGAUGGGCGGCCGCUGAGCAACGACUCCCGCCUGCUCCUCUCCCCUGACCAGAAGAUCCUCACCAUCACCCGUGUCCUCAUGGCCGAUGAUGAUGUCUACAGCUGCCUAGUGGAGAACCCCAUCAGCCACGGCCGCAGCAUCCCUGUGAAGAUCACUGUCUACCGCCGGAGCUCCCUCUACAUCAUCCUCUCCACGGGCGGCAUCUUCCUCCUCGUCACCCUGGUGACUGUUUGUGCCUGCUGGAAACCCUCCAAGAAGGACAAGCGACAAGCAGAGACACAACCAGCUUCCGAAUACACAGAGCAGGACGAGGAGCGCCUGAAGCAUGAGGCUGAGACCAUCCCACGGAGCGCUGAGCACGAGCGCAAGAAUCCGGUGGCCUUGUACAUCCUCAAGGACAAGGACUCUCCGGAGGCAGAGGAGGACGCGGCACCGGAGCCCCGUGGCGCGGUGGAACCGGGUUACCCCAGCCCUCCGGUGCCAGCAGCCGGCCGCUCGCCGGGCCCGGUGGUUCGCUCGACGCGGCGCUACCAUCGUUCACCAGCGUGUUCACCCGCCUCGACACGCACACACCGCUCACCACCGGGGUCACCCGCACGGUCCCGCGGUGCCCCACGGCUGCUGCGCACCGCCGGUGUCCAUGUCAUCCGCGAGCAGGAGGAGGCCAACGCCGUGGAGAUCAGUGCCUGA
Melopsittacus undulatus (budgerigar) is the source of this 1215-nucleotide messenger RNA. RefSeq names its product hepatic and glial cell adhesion molecule (gene HEPACAM). The record is from RefSeq and is a predicted model, not a curated record. Bases 1 to 1215 code for a protein of 404 amino acids. NCBI's taxonomy places the organism in Eukaryota, Metazoa, Chordata, Aves, Psittaciformes, Psittaculidae. The transcript is spliced from 7 exons.